Molecule: messenger RNA, 1940 nt
Organism: Lobosporangium transversale
Lineage: Eukaryota; Fungi; Mortierellomycota; Mortierellomycetes; Mortierellales; Mortierellaceae
Exons: 1
Coding region: 60-1574 (504 amino acids)
Source: RefSeq, a predicted model, not a curated record
GACAAGGAGCGAUUCAAGCUAUUUUGGAUGGUAUCUCGCUUGCAAAUGCCCUCUAUGAUAUGAAGACGAAAUCAAUGGACAAUAUCACUCGAGCGUUCAAACGAUACAGUUCUGAACGUUUCCCAAUUGCCAAGGGAGCUGUCGUUGGAUCCCGAUCUUUUGGUCGGUUCCUCAACGUCCAAGGAAGACUGUCCGACUUUAUCCACAAGAUUUCCUUUAGCCGAGUCCCACCUUGGCUUCUGAGAAUGGCCACAGAUAAGUUACAUCUGAAUCGACCUCAGCUAACAUACUUGCCCAUGGUCCCUGAUCGUGGUGCUGCCAAAGCUCAUAAACAAGAUUAUUCGCCUAAAUAUCUGGCUCGAAUGGCCAAUGAGAGGCAAAGAGCUUCUUCCUCUGAGGCCUCUCUUGUUGCUACUGCCGCUACUGCUAAUGGGAUUUCAAAUAGCAAUGCUACUUCUUUUGAAAAGCAUCAUGAGCCACACGGUCAGUUUAAGCAGCAGCAGCAGCAGCAGCAACAACAGCCACAGCGAUUUGCGCCAGGUGAAGAAGGACAAGAGGAAGGAGAGCAUUAUAGGGUUGGAGCAAGAAGACAGCGUCCACGCUCGAAAUCCCACCACCACCCAAGAUCUCCAACAUCAUCCAUUUUCUCAUCUAAAGAGAUCCUUCCCCCAAUAGGAGCGCCUCUAUCUCCAUCUUCAUCGCGCAAAAUGUCACCAAGGUCACUGGUUCCGCCACCUUUGCCAUUGGAAGCGCCUCCUCGUCACCAUCCAACUGUCUAUCUUCAUCAUCAUGCCCCGUCUUCAUCGCGCUCUUCCUCCUCACAGACAUCUCCAUACUCAUCAUCAUACUCAUUAGCGGCGACUACGAGUCCGGGAGUGGAGGAAGGUUACUUUUCUCAUCAUUCAUCUCGAUCAAGGCGGAACACGGUGGGUCAGAAUGGUCGUUCACAGCCUUCUUCUCCUAGAGCAGGAGUUCCUCCGUUGGCACCGUUUGCAUCGUUGCCGAUCCCCUUUGAGACCCUGUCGCGAUCCCCUGAUGUGUACGCUCAUGGGGCAACAACAACAACAACAACAAUGACUUGUACGCCUCCACGAUCCCCUACAAAUGCGACCAACUAUUCUGAACGCGUCACAGCUCUUCUGAAUAGGCCAUCUACAACACCGAUCGCGCCUCUGACGGGACCGAUGGCACCGACGAUGACAUCAGCAUCGACGCCAUCCACACCGAUAGCAGCCUCAUUCAAGAGGAGACAUAUGCGGACCAAGAGUCUUCACUUGGAGGAUAAUGAAUCGUUGAUGGCUGAGAUUUUAGCACUUGAGAGGACAACGGCGAUGAUGAAGGAGCGUGCGUUGUUGCGUGAGAAGAGGUCGCUUGAUCAGAUCAAUACUCAGUGGCGACAGCAACAGCAAUAUUAUCAACGUCUUCGUCAUCAACACAGUCACCCAUUGCAACAGCAGCAGCAACAGCAACAGGAUCAGCAACAACAUCAGACACAACUCCGUCAGCCUCAGCCACUUUCAUAUCAUAAGCUUCAGCAGCAGCGAGCAGAAUUGGAGCAAUCAUCACAGCUUUAAAAAGAAAAAAGAAAAAAGAAAAAAAAGAUAACAAUCUAUUGUAUACCCCGCUCUCACAAUUUCAAGGGCACCCACCACACAACAUCCCUUUAUUUUUAUUAGUUUAAAAAAAAGGGCAUUUUUCUGUCUAUAGUUAUAUAUAUUUAAUUUUAUUCAUCUGUAUAUCCUUCAAAUCAUCAUCAUUUUAUCAUUAUCAUAUUUUUCCUAACUCAUCUUCACUAUCAUCCAUUAUCAUUAUAAAUAUCAUUAUUCAUUUUUCAUCUUCAUUUUCAUCUUCAUAUAUAAUAUAUUCAUUAUCAUUAUCAUUAUCAUAAACAAUAAAAAGAAAUCUUUUUUAGCGCGUGUAACGAACUAAAAAACACGUAA